AUGGCUCCUGCUCCCUACAGCCUCCAGGGCAACUGGAUUCCUCUGGCCAUGCUGGCCUUGCUAUGGGCCUCUUUGGUGUGGGCGGAGGAAACACCCACUCUAUCUCCCGAAGACAGGAAAGCCUUGCUGUAUGAAGCAAUCAGGCAGGAUAUCCUGCAGAAACUCAACCUGAGGGAGCGCCCCAACAUCACCCAGCCCUUCACACAUGUGGGCAUGGCCAACGCCCUGCAGGUCUUGCAGGAAUCCCAGAUUAAUUGGACGGGGAACUCCUCUCAACCUGAUUGGAAACCCUACGAGAUCAUUAGUUUGGCAAGGACAGAGCCUUCCGGACUACUCCACUUCAAGUUCACCCCUACCAAUGGCCAAGACAUGCACAUCCUCCAAGCCCAGCUGUGGCUGUACCUCAAAGCCCAUGGAAGCAUCACCUUUCAGAUCUACCGGGCAGGGCAUCGUCAGGCUGCACUGGCUGAGCAGCAGCUUGAGAGCAGGGGGAGCGGCUGGAACACCUUCUCCCUCAUGCCAGCAAUGCAGAACAUCUUAAAGCAGGAGGAGAAGACCCUGACCCUGGAGCUGCAGUGUGUCGGUUGCCGUGCUGAUGCCGCAUCUUUGGUGAGGGCCGAUGACAGCUCCCACCAGCCCUUUCUGGUGGUUAAGGGCAAGAUCCGAGGGACUGGCCAUCAGGUGGCCAAGCGCAGCCACAGCUGUGAUGAGAACUCAGACAUUUGCUGCCGGAAAGACUUUUAUGUGAACUUCCAGGACCUUGGCUGGGACGACUGGGUCCUUCACCCACGAACUUAUCGUAUGAACUAUUGCAUGGGGGGCUGCCCCUUUCAUGUGAGUAUCAAACAUGAGUUAGCCAGCUCCAUCCAAUCCCUCAUCUUCAACUUUUUAAAAUCCAAAGACCCAUCGCUGAGGGGAGUUCACUCUUGCUGUAUCCCCACAGAGCGAGGGGCCAUUUCUAUGCUCUACUACGACAAUAGCUACAACCUCAACAAGAGGAAUAUUCCUGACAUGGUCGUUGAUGCUUGUGGUUGCAGCUAA
Elgaria multicarinata webbii is the source of this 1041-nucleotide messenger RNA. RefSeq names its product inhibin beta B chain-like. Bases 1 to 1041 code for a protein of 346 amino acids. Gene Ontology annotation, molecular function: growth factor activity; cytokine activity. Lineage: Eukaryota; Metazoa; Chordata; Lepidosauria; Squamata; Anguidae. The transcript is spliced from 2 exons. The record is from RefSeq and is a predicted model, not a curated record. Gene Ontology annotation, cellular component: extracellular region.